Messenger RNA from Doryrhamphus excisus (bluestripe pipefish), 2814 nucleotides. It is a transcript of the gene gpatch2, whose product is annotated as G patch domain containing 2. The record is from RefSeq and is a predicted model, not a curated record. NCBI's taxonomy places the organism in Eukaryota, Metazoa, Chordata, Actinopteri, Syngnathiformes, Syngnathidae. Gene Ontology annotation, molecular function: nucleic acid binding.
GAGACCUCCUCCUCUUCUUCCUCCUCCUCCAUUGCUUUUAUGUCAGGAUGUUGCCUGUGGUGUCUAAAUGUUAUUCCAUUGUUUCUGGCUAAAGGUACCGGCAUUCUGUGGCUUUAAUGUUCCGUGCGGCUAACAGAAAAACCAUCAGCAAAGCGGGAAACGGCUGGCACUUUCGCCGGACAAUGGACGAGCUGGUCCAUGAUCUGGUGUCAGCACUGGAGGAGAGCUCGGAGCAGGCGGCGCGGGGUGGCUUUGGCGAUGGCGGUGAUCAUGCGCUGUCUGUGGGCUGUCUGCUGAAAAGACAGGCACGCAAACGUAGGGGCAGGAAACGCCGCUCGGACAACCCGCACCCGCCCUGGGAGACGGGACACCUGAGCGAGGGCUCAGAGUCGAGUGUGGAGGAACACAAGGACUAUCGUGCCAGCACAGGAGGCGUGUCCGCCGCCAACAGCCAUGCUCGUGACAACAGCGACUCAGAUGAGCAGCUCGGCCCCAAACGCCGCACCCCCCUGUCAUCCGACAUGGGCAGAGGCAAGCGCCCCCUGUGGCCGGACGACCUGGGCAUCUUGGGCUCCUCCGAGGGAACACGCAGCCUCAGGCGACGGCGCAAGGUCAAACGUAUGGCCGUGGACCCUCCCGCCGAGCCGGAGCCCCCGUCUAUGAUGCUGGCCCCACCGCCCGUCCCCAAAGCCCGCGCCGGAGCCAGACCCCUCAGACUGAGCUCCAGUGAAGGCAGGGUGGCCAUGGAGAUCUGCGGAGGCGGGCUGGCGGGGCCAGUGGGUGGGAAGAGCAGGAUGAAGAAGAGGAAGCUGGCCCCCCAUAGGGUCGGGAUGGAGGCUGCCGACGAAGGGGUGGUGGUGGAGAGCGAGGAACCCGUCGCUUCUCCGGUGGAGGGCUCCAAGGACAAGAUGGAGCUGGAGGAACAGAAGGGGUCAGACGAGGAGAUGAGUGACAGGUGUGAAACCAGCAGUGUAAGUAACAGCAGUGACGGAGGCCUCUACACCAAUGAUGAGGGCAGACAAGGCGACGACGAGCAGAGUGACUGGUUCUACGAGGGUGAGCCCGGCUCCGGUUCAGUGUCCGGGGGUGCUUGUGGGGUGGCGGGCGUCAUCCCCUGGUGGGAGAGCGACGCCGGCUCAGAGGAGUUGGAUCUGACGGACCCAGUCUUCAACAACAUCCUCACAGGGUCCUUCCCCCUCAUGACCACCGAUGCCAAGAGAGGGUUCCAAGCCCGACUGAGCCGUCUCCAUGGACACCAGAAGCAGGGCGGCAGUGGUCAAGAGCCGUGGUUCAGCUCAGGCUCCAGGAGGGACCAUGGGCAGUUGCACUGGGACACUCGGCCUGACAGAGGCCACCGGAGAAGCUGCUCUGUGAAAACAGCCAACAGACAGACGAGUGGCCACCUCGGCUCCCUGUGCAUGGGCGACGUCAAGCGGAGGCGGAAAGCAGCCCCCCUCGGCUCCACGGCGCCCUCAGCAGUGGUCGGGGAGAACGUCCCCCCCAUACCGGACACCAACGUGGGCAACCGCAUGUUGCAGAGCAUGGGCUGGAGCCCGGGCAUGGGCUUGGGUCCCGAGGGACGGGGCAUCACCGAACCCAUCCGGACCUUACAGAGACCGAAGGGCGCAGGUUUAGGUUUCAACUGACCCCCGCACAGAUUCUGGGACAUAAAGAGGCGUUGCCGCAGGGAUACAUCUGUGCAGGAGGCAUUGGAAGAACACUUUCCCAUAUUGGGGAGACUGCAAGGACCCUGGGAGGUGGUGAGUGGAUGUGAGCUGAAGCAAAGACUGAACCUCCAUGUUGGAGGAUCUCUUUUAUGACCUUACUGCCUCAUCAGCAUCAGCAACUAUCAGGCCACCAGGUAACUUGACCACACAGCUUCAGUCUGCAGGUCAGUGGCAUAAUUAUGUGUAGUUCCGACUGAUGUCACGCACAAGUCUGGACUAUACAAGAUAUGAAGUUAUACUGUAUGGAUGUGUGUAUGGACCCUCUCCGUUUUAUUGCUCACAGAAUGUUUUAUCCUUUUUAUAAAAAAAAACAGACUCAACCCUUUGUUUUGCACCACAAAAAUGUGCAUGUGCAACAUACUAUUCCUAUUAUAUUUGAGUUACAAGGGUUUUGUCUUCACUCGUGAUAUUUCAAACAUUUUAAUGUUCAAUGCAGGCUUGGAAAUUUGUUUUAAUACCCACUCAAAAAGGAGAAAAAUAAGUGUAAUUGAUUGAAAUGUGGUAAGAAUUGAAAAAUAGUUUGCAACAUGUGCAUUGGAUUACAGUCGUCCCUCACAAGAUCAUGUUUUGGUUAUCCAGAAAUGAAUUAAUACAUGGUCACGGUUUCGUGGAAGAUUAUGGUCUAUUAUUAGUCAAGACAUAUCUAAAUACAAAUAAUUGAGGCUAACUGGUUAUCUUGCGAGCUAGCCAACGUCUCAAGUCCCAGCAGCAUAAGAGUUGCAAUGUGGUGUAAACAAUGAAUAACGGAAGCAUAAAGGUGACAAAAGGUGUGUUAUGUCACUCUAAUGAUGUUAAAAAUCGUAUACAGAAAGUCAAACAGGUUUUCUAUGCUGUAGCUAUGGAAAUAUUGCAUUAACAUUGAAACUUAUAUCAUGGAAAGUCAUUAAACUUGGUUGGGUGUGUAACCAGUUAGCUGCUAUGAAUGAGGGACGACUGUAUGGAAAUCAAUAGAGGAGAUGCUACUCAUUUAAAUUAGUUUCUUGACACUUUUCUGCUCGACGGUCAGUGUGACUCUGUCUUAUUAAUAAUGUACAUGACGGGUCCAAUAAAGUGGUGUGAUACUGAGCUAAGAACUGUGUUGGUGAAA